CCCUCGGCACGGGGCCGAGCCGGGCCGAGCCGAGCCCAACCGGGCCGGACUGCGCCGAGCCGAGCGGAGGAGCCCGACAGAACCGAGCCGGGACGAGCAGAACCGAGUGGAGCCGAACUGAGCCGAGGAGUCGAAUCGAGCGCUGCCGAACCGAGCCGAGCGGGGCCGAACUGAGCUGAGCAGAGCCGAGGAGCCGAGCCGAGUUGGGCCGAGCAUAGCCGAGCGAGCCCGAACAGACCCGAACCGAGCCGAGCGUAGCCGAACGGGUUCGAACCGAGCCGAGGGGCCGAACCGAACCGUGCCGAGAGCAGCCGAGCGAGGCCGAGCAAACCCGAGCGGAGCCGAACCACUUCGUUUCCUCGCCGUUCCCCACGGGGUGACCUGUGUGCCGUGCGGGCUGGUGGCCUCCAGCCCCUGGUGUCACCAUGGCGUCCCGCAUCGGGCUGCGGAUGGAGCUGAUGAAGCAGCAGGCGCAGCAGGAAGCCGAGCGGGAGCGGGUGCAGCAGCAGAUGAUGAUGAGCUACAUGCAGCAGCAGCGCAUGCCCGUGGCCUCCAGCCCCGCCAUCAACACCCCCGUCCACUUCCAGUCCCCUCCGCCCGUGCCCGGAGAGGUCCUCAAGGUCCAAUCCUACCUGGAGAACCCCACCACCUACCACCUGCAGAAGUCUCGGGACAAGAAGGUGCAGGCUUAUCUCUCCGAGACCUACGGGAACAAGUUUGCUGCCCACGUCAGCCCCGCCAGCCACUCGCCCAAGCCGCCCCCGGCCGCGUCCCCCGGCGUCCGGCCCGGCCACGUGCUGUCCUCCUCGGCGGGCAACAGCGCUCCCAACAGCCCCAUGGCCAUGCUCAACAUCGGCUCCAACCCCGAGAGGGAGUUUGAUGAGGUCAUCGAUGACAUCAUGCGCCUGGAUGACGUUUUGGGCUACAUGAACCCUGAAGUCCACAUGCCCAACACGCUGCCCAUGUCCAGCAGUCACAUGAAUGUCUACAGUGGGGACCCUCAGGUGACGGCGUCGCUCGUUGGUGUCACCAGCAGCUCCUGCCCCGCCGACCUCACCCAGAAGAGAGAGCUCACAGAUGCUGAGAGCCGAGCCCUGGCCAAAGAGCGCCAGAAGAAAGACAAUCACAACCUGAUCGAGAGGAGGCGAAGGUUCAACAUCAACGACCGCAUCAAGGAGCUGGGAAUGCUGAUCCCCAAAGCCAACGACCUGGACGUGCGCUGGAACAAAGGGACAAUCCUGAAGGCGUCUGUGGACUACAUCAAGAGGAUGCAGAAGGACCUGCAGAGGUCCCGGGACCUGGAGAAUCACUCGCGGCGCCUGGAGAUGGCCAACAAGCAGCUGCUGCUCCGCAUCCAGGAGCUGGAGAUGCAGGCACGCGUCCACGGGCUGCCCACCUCCUCGCCCUCGGGCGUCAACGUGGCCGAGCUGGCUCAGCAGGUGGUCAAGCAAGAAGCCAGCGGGGACGAGGGGACCCUGGAGCCACUGCUGCCACCCCCAGAGCCCGAAUCACAGCCACAGCCAGCGCUGCCCGUGCCCCCCCAGUCCCCCUACCACCAGCUGGACUUCACCCACAGCCUGAGCUUCGAUGAUGGCUCCUUCCCAGACAGCCUGGAGCCCGGCCACAGCUCCUCCUUCCCAUCCCUAUCCAAGAAGGAGCUGGACUUGAUGCUGAUGCAGGACACGAUGCUGCCCCUGGCCUCUGACCCCUUGUUCUCAGCCAUGUCCCCCGAGGCCUCCAAGGCCAGCAGCCGCCGCAGCAGCUUCAGCAUGGAGGAUGCAGACAUGCUGUGAUGGGGGAGCUGCCAGGGCAGGGCUUGCAGCACCAGCUUGGGGUGGGCGAGUCCCAGGACGCUCCUGGCAGGAGGAGCCCGUCCCACCACGCCCCUGGACCUUCCCAGGAGUUCCUUUGUCUAUGCAAGAGGGGCUCGGGUGCCACCGUGUCUGUCGCAGCUUCUUUGUGCCAGGAGGAGGAGGAGGAGGAAGGAUCUUCCUGGCUUGGCCUGACUGCAGAUUCCACAGCCUGGCAGGGACAUCUGGGCUGCUUUGCCUUUCAGCAGGAGCCUCCUGGCCUCACCCCCUUCCCCGGGGUGGUGCCUGUGAUCCUGGAGCCCCUGGGGAUUUUUGUGUCCUGUUUGGUGUCCCCUCACCCUGCUCUGGGCUCCUUCCUCCCCACCGAGUCUUGCCCAGCCCCUGGAUCCAUCCCAGUCCAUCCAGCUCCUCCUUGCUGGGAGCUCCUGCUGCCUCUGGGGUCACAGCAGGGUGACAGGGUGUUAAUUAGAGCGUGUUCGUUAAUAAGGCACCGGCGGGGGUGUUGUCUGCAGGUGGCUGUGGAAGGUUCCAGAACACCUGGACUGCGGGGUUUGAUGCCCCACCCAACCCCCUGUUGUCACCCCCAGCACCCCAAAACCUCGGGGCAAGGCUGCCAGGUGACCCUGAGCGUGUCCCCACCCAGUGUCUGUGCCCUGUGACACCCCCAGCUCCUUCCUGGGAGGAUCCAAGGGUUUUCCUGGGAGGAUCCAGGGGUUCUCCUGGGAGGAUCCAGGGGUUCUCCUGGGAGGAUCCAAGGGUUUUCCUGGGAGGAUCCAGGGGUUCUCCUGGGAGGAUCCAAGGGUUUUCCUGGGAGGAUCCAAGGGUUUUCCUGGGAGGAUCCAAGGGUUUUCCUGGGAGGAUCCAAGGGUUUUCCUGGGGGGAUCCAAGGGUUCUCCUGGGAGGAUCCAAGGGUUCUCCUGGGAGGAUCCAAGGGUUUUCUGUGGAGGACCCAAGGGUUUUCCACGUCAUUUUUUGGGGAUACCUGUUGGAAUUCCUGCCCCACGUGGGUGUGAAGCUCCAGGGAAUGGUUUGUGCCAGCUGCCAAAACCUGAGCUGCUGCUCCCAGCCGGGUUUGUGCUCCCAGUGUCACCAGUUUGUUCCACAGCUCUGUACUGGGGAGCUGCUCUGGGCUCUGCCUCGGGUCCUGACUUCCCAAAUCCAGCCGGGAGGGAGCUGGGAAGGGCAGGGGAAGGCUGGAAAACCCUCCAGGGUUUAUUGAGGGAGAGAGGAGGAGAGAGGAGACCCCUCGGGGAUGGUGCCCCCCUGGGCUCUGGGGUCACUCAGUGCCCCCACGCUGGAGCUGGCUGUCCUGGGGGGACACGGGGGUGUCCUGGGGGGACACGGGUGGUGACAGGAAUUGGGGUUGGAGGUGGGGGACAGCCCCACAGAGGGGCCCGUGGGAUGUGAGGGUGUGGGGAGGUGCAGAGGGAGGAGGAGUUGGAGCAGGAGGGGACCUGGGAGGGGCUCCGGGUGCUCACCUGGGCAAGGGGAGGAUCCAGGAGAGCUCAGAGCCCCGAGGGGACCUGGGAGGGGCUCCGGGUGCUCACCUGGGCAAGAGGAGGAUCCAGGAGAGCUCAGAGCCCCGAGGGGACCUGGGAGGGGCUCCGGGUGCUCACCUGGGCAAGGGGAGGAUCCAGGAGAGCUCAGAGCCCCGAGGGGCUCUGGGCUGGAGCUCUGGGGGUGUUCACAGGAGGCCUUGGCACCCUUGGUGUGCUGCCAUCAGUGCCUGCAAAGAGAAUUGUCCCCAGCGGGGUCACCCUGGCCGUGCUGGGGACCUGUGGGGGUGGGAGAGCCACGGAGCUGGGCCCUGCAGAGGGGCUGGGGCUGCUCAGGGCACAAAAUCCCACAGGAAAUGUGGAUUAUUGUGGCUUUAGGGUGCCCUUGGGCAAGGCCUGGCUGCUGCUCAGCACGAGAUGUCUCCCCUGGCUGUCAGUAAACAGUUGUGGAUUAUAAUUACUAUUUUUUUUUUUUAAAUCUUUUUGGGAGUUUUGUUUGUUUUUUCCUUUUUUUUUUUUUUUUUAAUGCACUGUGCUCUGAUUAAAAAAAAUUUUACUACUGUUUUAUAAAUAAAUGUAUAAAAGAAUGAACUGGAAUGGAAAGAAGAAUCAUUAAAAAUAUAUUUAUUUACAACAUC
Messenger RNA from Serinus canaria (Common canary), 3945 nucleotides. RefSeq names its product transcription factor EB (gene TFEB). Gene Ontology annotation, molecular function: protein dimerization activity; RNA polymerase II cis-regulatory region sequence-specific DNA binding; DNA-binding transcription factor activity, RNA polymerase II-specific. Gene Ontology annotation, cellular component: nucleus. The transcript is spliced from 11 exons. Gene Ontology annotation, biological process: humoral immune response; positive regulation of DNA-templated transcription; regulation of transcription by RNA polymerase II. NCBI's taxonomy places the organism in Eukaryota, Metazoa, Chordata, Aves, Passeriformes, Fringillidae. The record is from RefSeq and is a predicted model, not a curated record. Bases 426 to 1793 code for a protein of 455 amino acids.